CAUCCCUUCCAUCCGGGGACAGCCGGGGUCGCUCCGGGCUCCGUUUGCCGCCCAUGGCCAGCGCCCAGGAGCUGCCCCCGGCCCUCUCGGAUCUCCAGGUCCUGGCGCUGAGCGGUGUCACCCUCCCGGCCGCGCUGCUCAGCCUCCUGGGCAGCGGAGCCAUCCUGGCGGUCACCUCCUGGCAGGGGCGCUGCUGUCACCUCCCGGUGAGUGCCACCAGCCCCUGGCAGUGUCACUGCUGUCACCUCCCGGUGAGUGCCACCAGCCCCUGUCAGUGUCACUGCUGUCACCUCUCGGUGAGUGCCACCAACCCCUGUCACCUCCCGCUGCGUCCUCUGUUCCUGCUGGCCCUGGCGGAUUUCCUGGGUGCCAGCGCCGUGCUGGGCACGGGAACCAUCCCGGUGCUGCCGGCCCCGCUCUCCGUGCCCGCCUUGGCCGCCUGUCCCUACGGGAGGAUGCUCGCCACGACCUCAUACUCGGUCUCGCUCCUCAUGCUCGUUGUUUACGCGUACGAAUCGCACCGAGCCGUCCUCGGGGGGCGAACCCGGCCCCCGGCAGCGCUGCAGGAGCGGAGCCGCUGCCCGGAGAGCGCCCGGCAGGGAAUUCCCUCGGUCCUGGCCUGGCUGCUGCCGGUGCUGACCCUCCUGGCCCAGCUGCUCGCCCGAGGCUCCGCCGACACCGAGCCCGUGGUGCCCCGAACCGGCUCCAACGGCACCUUCAGCCUUUACUGCUCCAGCUGCCUCCUCCUGAUCCACCCCAGCCGAGACAUCUGCACCCAGUCCGGCGGGAGGAAGAACGCGGGGCUGGAGGAGAAAAUCAUCCUCCUGCUGUACCUGCUGCUGGUGUUCGGCUGCUGCUCGCUCCUGUACCGGCGGGUGCGGCUCCGGUACCGGGGGAAGGCGGCGCUGCCGCUGCUGGGCCCGGACGGAACCGGAGGAUUCGGGGGCGGCGGCGUCAGAAAAGCCUCGCUGAGCUUCCAGCUCGUGUUCCUGAUCUGCUGGACACCAGGCAAGGCUGGGGUGGGGUCACACUGUCCCUGA
Molecule: messenger RNA, 1040 nt
Organism: Poecile atricapillus (Black-capped chickadee)
Lineage: Eukaryota; Metazoa; Chordata; Aves; Passeriformes; Paridae
Exons: 10
Coding region: 54-1040 (328 amino acids)
Source: RefSeq, a predicted model, not a curated record